Molecule: messenger RNA, 1188 nt
Organism: Solanum verrucosum
Lineage: Eukaryota; Viridiplantae; Streptophyta; Magnoliopsida; Solanales; Solanaceae
Exons: 3
Coding region: 1-1188 (395 amino acids)
Source: RefSeq, a predicted model, not a curated record
AUGUUUAUUAGAGAAGGAAGAUUCUUUAUGAAAUGGGACAAGCUUAGUUUAUCGAAUGAAGGCGCUAAUGCUGAUCAAGAUUUAGGCGUCAAUGCUGAUCAAGAUGGAGAUGCUAAUGAACAAGAUUUAGGCGCUAACAAUAUGAGAUUGGACGAGCUUAUUUGCUGGAAUGAUGUAACAUUGCUUGAUCUUCUCUCUCGAGGCGAUACUGAACAGGCUCCUAAUGAUCAAGAUGGAGAUGCUCAUGGAGAAAAUGCUGAUCAAGAUGGAGAUGCUAAUGAACAGGUUCCUAUUGAUCAAGAUUUAGGUGCUAACGAGCAAAAUACUGAUCAAGAUGGAGAUGCUAGUGAACAGGAUUUAGGUGUUAAUGAGCAAAAUUCUGAUCAAGAUGGAAAUGGUAAUGAACAGGUUCCUAAUGAAGAAGAUUCAGGAACACUACUGAUCAAGAUGAAUAAAGAACUGAUCAAGAUGAAGGCACAGCUGAUCAAGAUGGAGAGACAACUGAUCAAGAUGCAGGAAGAACUGAUCAAGAGGCUACAGAUCGAGACGCUACUGCUCGAGACACUACUGAUCGUGAUGGAGACAAUUGAUCAAGAUGGAGACACAACUGAUCAAGAUGGAGAUGCUAAUGAACAAGAUUUAGGUGUUAAUGAGCAAAAUCCUGAACAAGAUGGAGAUAGUAAUGAACAGGUUCCUAAUGAACAAGACUUAGUACCGCUACUGAUCAAGGUGAAGACAGAACUGAUCAAGAUGAAGGCACAACUGAUCAAGACGGAGAGACAACUGAUCAAGAUGAAGACAACUGAUCAAGAUGGAGACACAACUGAUCAAGAUGGAGAUGCUAAUGAACAAGCUUUAGGCGCUAAUGAGCAAAAUCCUGAUCAAGAUGGAGAUGGUAAUGAACAAGAUUCAGAAACGCUACUGAUCAAGAUGAAGACAGAACUGAUCAAGAUGGAGAGACAGCUGAUCAAGAUGGAGAGACAACUGAUCAAGAUGAAGAAAGAACUGAUCAAGAGGCUAAUGAUAGAGGUGGUACUGAUCAAGAAGCUACUUAUCAAGAUGGAGACAACUCAUCAAGAUGGAGACACAACUGAUCAAGAUGCAGGCGCUAAUGAGCAAAAUGGUGAUCAAGAUGGUGGCAGUAAUGAACAGAAUCAUGAUCGAAACGAAGGCGCUCCAAUGAACUGA